Molecule: messenger RNA, 500 nt
Organism: Candidula unifasciata
Lineage: Eukaryota; Metazoa; Mollusca; Gastropoda; Stylommatophora; Geomitridae
Source: the annotation of a GenBank genome assembly
GUGACACAUUGGGCCUGCUGUUGGACGUGGACAGACAGUACCUGGUGUUCUACCUCAACGGCGACCCCUUGCCUAGCUAUAAGCAGCUGUUUACACAUGCCAAGUCUGGUUUCUUUGCUGCCGCCAGCUUCAUGUCUUUCCAGCAGUGCGAGUUCAACUUUGGGGCCAAACCUUUCCACUUUCCGCCGCCCCUUCAGUUCAAGACCUUCAACCAGUUUGGCUACCUGAGGCCGGAGGAGAAGAUUGUAUUGCCUAGGCAUAAAAAAAUGGCGCUGAUGAAUCAGUUUGUGGUCAGCGACGAUGCCUGCACCUUGUGUUUUGAUCAUAUUGCUGACACCCAGCUGCUACACUGUGGCCAUAGAGGUUUCUGUGAGGUCUGCGCCCUGCAGCUCGAAAAGUGCCCAAUCUGCAGGAAGGAGAUUCUAGAGCGAGUUCGCUGCCAUGGUGACGUCAGCUCCCAGAUGCCAGUUCAGUCCCUGAUACCCACAGCGGCUGUGUAG